AUGACCGUCCCGGCCCAGACCAUUACAGAGACGCCAGAGGUCCUAAAGGUGUCUGUUCAUCCAAAACUCCCGGAAUUGCCUGAGAGAUUUGCUCUGCUUAAAAGAGAUAUCAUCAAGCCGGAGCAUGAAGAAAAAGUUAAGGCCAGUUAUAAGAGACUGCUGGUAGCCCUUGAGGCCAAGACUGAGGAGAUUGCGCAGGCCGGUAGCUCCUACGUUCCUGAGGUCAAGUGGUCAGAUAUCAAGGCCAACAACAAUGUCAUUCCGGAUGAAACUAUUGAGCUAUUCAAGGAGCGUGGUUGUAUCAUUGUCAGAGGAGUUAUUCCGGAGUCGGUCGCUGAGAAAUGGUUUGAGAAUUUGCAAGAUUUCGUGACCAAACACCCGGAGGUUGGUGGCUAUCCUCAACCAUACCCAGCAAAUUGGUUUGCCUACUGGACUGAAGGGCAAGUCCAGGCCAGAUCCCACCCUGAAAUCAUGAAGUUGAUGAAGGUGAUGGGCCAAGUUUGGCACGCUGGUCCCGACACUCUCAUCGAUACCGAUUCCCAAGUUGUUUAUGCAGACCGUUUCAGAAUCCGUUAUCCUGGAAAACAGGUUUCGCUGAUGCUUCACCUGGACUCUGGUGCUAUUGAAAGAUGGGAAGAUGAUCAAUACAGAUCUGUUUAUCAAAAGAUCUUUGAGGGUGAUUGGGAAGAGUUUGAUCCUUUCUCUCUGGAUGCCAGACCAAAUGCCAAAUCUGAUCUCUACUCUGGGCUAGCAGGUAGACCAAGUGCCUGUUCAGCAUUCCGUUCCCUCCAGGGUUGGCUAUCUUUGAGUGACACCAAGAAAGGUGAAGGUACUGUCAGAUUCCUGCCUGAUCUAAAAUUGGCUAUGGCUUAUAUGAUGCUGAGACCAUUCUUUUGGAAGGACGAUGAGAAUCUGGAUUUCGAAACCUCCAAAUUUCCUGGUGCAGUUCCUGGAAGUGGACAGUACUUUCCAAAUGCUAAAUGGUAUCCACAUCUCAAUCAUGAAAAAUCUGUUGUGGGUAUUACGGAUGUCCGUCCUGGUGACUAUGUGUUCUGGCACUGUGAUCUUGCGCACGAGGUAGACAAGCUCCAUCCUGGAACGAAGCACUCGUCUGUUUUCUUCAACCCACAAGUUCCCCUGUGUCCAUACAACAUUGAGAACAUGAUCAAGGUGAGAAGUGCUUUUGAGAUGGUCAUGCCCCCAGCAGACUUCUUGCCUGAUCUUGAAAAAAGGAAGAUGGAGAAACACUAUGAGAGCGAGUACCCAGACCAUGGUGCUAGGCUAGAGAAUAUACUAACGGAUGAUGGUAUGAGAGCCAUGGGCUUGAAAGCCUUUGAUAUUGACGAACCUGGUUUGACUCCUGGACAGAAAGAAGUGAGAAAAAUGGCAAAUGAAGCUAUUCUGGAGUCGUUUGGCUCAUUCAAAGCUUGA
Kuraishia capsulata CBS 1993 is the source of this 1431-nucleotide messenger RNA. RefSeq lists its product as uncharacterized. NCBI's taxonomy places the organism in Eukaryota, Fungi, Ascomycota, Pichiomycetes, Pichiales, Pichiaceae. Bases 1 to 1431 code for a protein of 476 amino acids. The record is from RefSeq and is a predicted model, not a curated record. The transcript has a single exon.